UUUCAAUGUUGCUAUCAUUCCAGCUCUCCACUAUGGACCACACAUUUUCUUGGUCCAUACUAAACAAGGACGUAUUUAGAAGGACAUAACCUUCUCCUCUCAGGGAACCACUCACAAAAUUAGAACCAGAGAGCUUUCAAUGAUGAAGCACAGAAAAAUAAACCAGGAAGGAGUCCUCAGAGUCACCAUGAAAGGUCUCAAGAUGAGAACUGUUCUAAAAGCAGUUAGAAACCAUUCCCUUUUCCUCAUCAAGCAACUUCUUCCUGGUUUCAUCUUUGCACUGCUUUGUUUAUACUUUUAUCCUCUUUCACUCACUUCAUAUCCAAGAACUGAGCUUCAUCAUUCCAGCCAUAUCAUCACCUGUAUUUCCUCCAUUUCUUCUGGUUCUCCUCCUCUUCCUGAGCUUCCUUCCACAGAAACUGAGCUUUCUGUUUCUUACCAAAUCACCAACCACUCCACUCUUUCGGGCUCUCCCACUGAACCUGAUAUUUCACUUACUCCAUCAACUCCUCCAGUAAUUGUGCUUCCUCAUUCCAACAACAACACCAACUACUCCUCUGUUUCUGAGUCUCCCCCUCUGUUGCUUACUUUAUCUCCACCAACUGAGCUUCCUCUUCCUCUCAUCAUCACCAACAACUCCUUUAUUCCUGCUUCUACCCCUUCUCCUCCUCCUACUCCACCUCCAUCUUAUUCAGCAGGUAUUUUAUUGUCAGAGAAAGACAAAGAUCUCCCUCCUCCGCCUCCUCUUUAUUCAGUAAAGGGAAAAGUUUAUGAGAAGCAAUGUGACUACUUUAAUGGCAAAUGGGUUCGUGAGAAGAAAGGCCCUUUGUACAAUGGUACCACUUGUGGUGUGAUCAAAGAAAGCCAUAAUUGUAUGGCUAAUGGGAGGCCAGACUCUGAAUAUCUUUAUUGGAAAUGGAAACCAAGAAGGUGCCAUCUUCCGAGGUUUAAUCCAGAGGCUUUUCUCCAACUCAUCAGGAACAAGCAUGUAUCGUUUGUUGGAGACUCUCUAGCUAGGAACCAAUUAGAGUCCCUUAUUUGCAUGUUGUCCACUUUUGAAACACCUAAAUUCAUCUAUAGAGGUAUAGGCUGGUGGUAUUUUCCUUCUUACAAUGCAACCUUAUCAUCAUAUUGGGCCCCAUUUCUUGUGCAAGGUGUUCAAAGGCAACUAAGAGGGCCAGGACCACGUCAUAACACAAUGCAUUUGGAUCAAGUUAAUGAGAAUUGGGCAAAGGAUGUGGGUGAAAUGGACUUCAUUGUGCUAGCAUUUGGGAAUUGGUUUGUGGAGGUUCCUUCAAUUUACCAUGAGGGUGAUUCAGUUUUGGGUUGCCUAAACUUACAUCGUCCCAAUUGCACGGAAAUUGGUUAUUAUGUGCCAAUAAGGAAGGCUUUGAGGACUGCUCUUAAUAGUAUAAUUGAGAGGAAAACAGUGAAAGGAGAUGGAAUUGGUGUCAUUGUGAGAACAUUCGCACCUGUUCAUUUUGAAGGUUCUUGGGAUAAAGGAGGUACUUGUUCAAGGCUUACACCAUAUAGAGGGAAGAGGAAGCUUGGAAAGAAUGAUGCCGAGAUUAGAAGAAUUGGAUUAGAAGAAAUGCAAAAAGCCAAGGACAAAGCCAAAUAUUUUGGAAGGUAUUUUAAGAUUAAGGCAUUAGAUGUAACCAAGUUAUCACUAAUGAGGCCAGAUGGGCAUCCAGGUGCUUAUGUGAGUCCAAAUGCAUUUUCUAAAGGGGUGACAAAGGUUGUGCAUAAUGAUUGUACCCACUGGUGCUUGCCAGGACCUAUAGACACAUGGAAUGAGAUUUUCAUGGAGAUGGUGAAAAAGUGGGAGCAAUAGCUGAUGAUUGAUGAGUGAGACAAUUCCUCUUAUUACAUUAAUCUUUCCAUGUACAGGUUUUUAUUUUGCUUACCUCUUCUUCCAUAAUGAAAUAUGAGUGUAUUUAAUUUGGACACAAAUUUUAGUUAUAGAUUUAUUUGAUCAAUUUUAGUAAAUAAGUUUAUCACACUAGUUUGUGGUAUUAUUCAAGACUCAAGAGUGUCACACUGUCACUUUGAAGUAGUGUUAAAGCUUGCACUACUAAAUGCUGAUUAGUGUAAUGAUGAUUUCCGGAUAUUGUAUUUCAUUGUAUCUAAAUUAUAAUAAAAAGAAUCUUCUGUUCC
Molecule: messenger RNA, 2157 nt
Organism: Lotus japonicus
Lineage: Eukaryota; Viridiplantae; Streptophyta; Magnoliopsida; Fabales; Fabaceae
Product: xyloglucan O-acetyltransferase 1-like
Exons: 3
Coding region: 140-1834 (564 amino acids)
Cellular component (GO): Golgi apparatus
Molecular function (GO): O-acetyltransferase activity
Source: RefSeq, a predicted model, not a curated record